UAUGGCAUAAUAAUAUCUGAAUCGGUUUGCUGAUUUAACUAAUGAGGAGUAUAAAGCUAUGUUCUUGGGUACAAAGAUGGAGAGAAAGAAUAGAUUUCUGGGUACAAGGAGUCAGAGGUAUUUGUUUAAGGAUGGUGAUGAUUUGCCUGAGAAUGUUGAUUGGAGAGAAAAGGGUGCUGUUGUUCCUGUUAAGGAUCAAGGCCAGUGUGGGAGUUGCUGGGCUUUCUCAACUGUUGGUGCAGUAGAAGGCAUAAACCAGAUUGUAACUGGUGAGCUAAUUUCUCUAUCUGAGCAGGAGUUGGUAGACUGUGAUAAGUCAUAUAACCAGGGAUGCAAUGGAGGUCUCAUGGACUAUGCCUUUGAAUUCAUCAUCAACAAUGGUGGCAUUGAUACUGAAGAAGAUUACCCUUACAAGGCCUCUGAUAACAUAUGUGAUCCAAAUAGGAAAAAUGCUAAGGUAGUUACCAUUGAUGGAUAUGAAGAUGUUCCUGAAAAUGAUGAAAAUUCCUUGAAGAAAGCUGUUGCUCAUCAACCAGUUAGUGUUGCCAUUGAAGCUGGAGGCAGGGCUUUCCAACUCUACAAAUCGGUAAUUACUGAAUUAUCCUGCUUAAAUUGUUCUGUAAUGCAGAUUUAGCAUUAUUAACUUUUAUGUGUAUACCUAGUUCGUAGCACACAGAGCCAUCGUUUAUGUCAAUAGCCAUGGAUAUUAACUGUUCUAAGGCAACUAUAUUCAUUAUGCAUCUUCUUUCGGCUUUUAGCUUAAACCACAGCCUCUGAUGAACUUAUUGUUUUGUUCUUCUCAAUUCGAUAAUUGAUACUAAAAAGCUUCUGAAUCAUUACCUAAUGAAAUGCCAAUCAAUGAAGUCUAUGCCAAUUCACAUUUGUAAAUCUGGUUCGUCUUGGCUUAAAUCUUGCUUUUCUCCAUUAAGGGUGUUUUCACUGGUAGAUGUGGCACAGAGCUGGACCAUGGUGUGGUUGCUGUUGGAUAUGGUACAGAAAAUGGUGUGAACUAU
Messenger RNA from Ricinus communis (castor bean), 1013 nucleotides. Its product is annotated as probable cysteine protease RD21B. The transcript has 4 exons. Bases 59 to 634 code for a protein of 191 amino acids. Gene Ontology annotation, molecular function: cysteine-type endopeptidase activity. Gene Ontology annotation, cellular component: lysosome. Lineage: Eukaryota; Viridiplantae; Streptophyta; Magnoliopsida; Malpighiales; Euphorbiaceae. The record is from RefSeq and is a predicted model, not a curated record.